AUGUAGUAAAAAGAAGUUAGUAAAGGUCAAAUCUUAUGAAAAAAGAUGAUGAAGCAACUUUUGUUUUUUUUAUCAGAAAAGGUGCAUUUGUGAUUAUUGAUUGUGAUGAAGCUGUAAUAUAAUUAAUUAAAUUAGAAAUUAGAAGAAUUUGAUUCUGGCUCAUUUAUAGGUGAAAUUAACGCAAUCUUACAGGUGGCAAAUUAACUACAACUAUUAAAGCAAUAAGAGAAGGAUCUAUAUUGUAAAUUAAAGCAAAAGCUUUUAGUAAAUUUUUAUAGCUUAACCCUGUAUUAUUAUUGUUGUUUCAAGAAUGCAAGUAUUUAGAAUGAAACACUUAUUCGAAAUUUAAUUAUAUUAAAAUAAUAUUAUUAUUUCUAAAUUAAUAAGAUGAUUAAUAAAUCCAGUGCCACUAUAUCGCAUAUUUAAACAUAAAAAACUAUUCAUCUUUAAAUUAUUAUUAUUAAUGAAAAUAUUAAAGCUUCUAUUAAUUAGUUAUGCAAUAAUGGUAACAAAUGAGAUGUUUUGUAACUUUUAUCCUUUAGAUUCAAGAGCUUGUGUUAGCAAAACAGAAGGAAUCAAAUGUAAAUAAAAAGUUCAAUAAUAGGUUAUUAUAACUAGUUUGAAAGUACUUGUAUGGAUACUUAAUCAACUAGUCAUGGUUGUUAACCAACCCUAAAUAAGUUAGCUUGCUUAAAUUAACUUACCAAUGGCUUUGGAGAAGAAGUGAGAUGUAAAAACUUGUAAAUUUAAAAUAAGGCACAUUUGGAAAGAAAUGUACAGCUGUAAAAUCCACCCAUUUGAAAAAAUUGGGAUGCUCCGAGUGGUUCUCGAAGUACGCAUGCACAAAUGUCGUAAAAAACUUUUGCAUUUGGAAUGGAAAUUAAUGCAUUGAAUAUAAAAGUAAUGUUCCUGAAGGUGAAUCAUGUGAGGCCAUUUUUAGUAAUUCAGUCACACCAUCUUUAUGUUCAAGAAUUUAAAAUUUGAAAUGUAAUUUGUUUAUUAAAAGUAGGCAUGAAUGGAGGGUUUAUUCAAGAUUAUUAAUGUAUUAGUGUUGAUGAACAAUUGUAAGCCAAAUUAAAAUGUACCGAUUUAGGAGUAAAUUCAGCUGCUUGUAUUUCAAUAACAACGCCAAAUCAGAAUUGUAUCUAAACAUUUAUACUUUAGGCAUAUUUUAUUAAAACAUUUGUUAAGAAAUAAAAUCAGUCAUUAUUAAUAAAUGUGAAAUGGAACUGAAUAGAUUUGGAUGUCUAAGUAUUUCUAAUCCAAAAUUAUAAUGCCAAUGGAAAUAAGGUAAGUGCUAGAAUUUUGUCAAAUUAAUAAACUAAAAAUGUGAAAACGUUAAAGAAGUCAACUAAAGUGUUUGUCAAUAAUUUGAAGGUAAAUGUAAAUUUGAUAAUUAAAAUUUUAAUUGCAUAGUGCCAACAACAACAGAUAUAUUAACAUGCAAUACAAAAGGAUUAACUUAAGAGCUUUGUUUAUCUUUAAAAAAGUAAUAUUGUACAUUUACAAAUGGAAAAUGUGAAGAGAUUACUUUAGAAGAUUUAAAAUAUUAUUAAUGUGAUAUGUUAUUAAAUGAAGAUGCUUGUGUGAAUGUAUUGACUAAGUAUUAAUACUGCAAAUGGGAUGGAAAAAAUUGCAUACGAUAAAUAAUAAAUCAAGACUUAGAUUGUGAAUUAGAUAAGAAUGAUGUAAUUACAAAAUAUAAUGGAAAUGUAUGUUAAGCAAUUUCAAAACCAAAUGUACCAUGUAAAUACAAUAAAUAAAUAAAUCGAUGUGUAAUCAGUGACUAGAAUGAUGCUUGUGGAUCACCAUACAUAAAUUUAUUUGGAUGCAUUAGUAUAUUAAGAGCUGGAUUGACAUGUUAAUGGACUUUAAAUGGAUGUAUCUAGAUUGAAAUAAAAGCACUUUCAACUACAUGUGUUAGUUUAUAAUUUGCAAAUCCAAAUGCUUGUUCAUAAGUUUAUGAAGAUUCAGAAACAGGAUGUUAUUUUAAUUAGGAUACUUCUAAAUGUGAGAGCAUUUAAAUAAGUUCAUAGAGUGGGAGAAAUUUAUUAGAAAGUUUAGAAUGUUAAAAUAUUAGGAAAGGAUUAAACAGAGUAGCUUGUGCAUCAAUAACAACAAAUGGAUAGGUAUGCCGUUGGAAUUAAAAUUAAUGUUAACAAAUUAGAAAGAAAAUGGAUGUAGCAUAAGUGGAAUGUUUAAAAAUGCAAUUUGUUAACCCAUAGGCAUGUGCAUUAGUUGAAUUUGGAAAAGAGCCUUGCAGAUAUUUAGAUAAGGAAAAGAGUUGUGUUAAUUCCGUAAUUCUUAAUAUGAAUUGUAAUACACCAGGAUUGAAUACAUAUGCAUGCGCUUUAGUAUAGGGUAGUUGUUAUUUUGAUACUGAAUUAAAUCGAUGCACUAAAUUAGAUUCAACUAAUUCUGAUAAUGCUUUAUAAGUAACUGAAUUAUUAUAAACAAUGGAAUGUCAAUCUAGUUCUCCUACUGAACUUGUUUGCACUUAGAUAAUAACAAUUGGAUAAUUAUGUUAAUGGUCUUCUAGGUAAAGCAGAUGUUUAGAUUAAACAGUAAUUUUAAAUUAAAAAUGUUCUAAUUAUUCAUAAGAUAUUAAAGUUAAUGCAAAUGUAUGUGCUGCUAUAGAAAUGGAAUUUCCAGAUUAUGAUUUAAGAUUUGGAAUUAAUAAUGAUGUUGACAGAGGUUAUUGUAAAUUUAUGCCAGAAUCUGGAAAUUGUUCAAAAAAUACAGACACAUGCACUACACCUUGUUGCACAGAGAAAAUUGGAAUAAAUGCCCAUUCAUGUAGUAGAUUUUCAACUUAAGCCCCAGAUGUUUAUUGUUUUUUUGGAUCAAAUUUGAGAUGCUAAUAAUUAACAUCAGAUAUAGUUGAUAUAUCAAAAUAAGAUGCAGUUAGAAAUUAUUAUAAUGCAAAUUAAAUGAGAUGUUCUUAAAUGAAUAGAAAUUCAUGUUGGAUGAUUGAAUGGUCAACAAAAUAAUUAUGUUAUCACAAUGGAAAAUCAUGUGUAAAUGUAAACUACUCUAAUUAUGGAAAUUUAGAUAUUUUCAUAUAAUUUCCAGCUAUUCUAAAUAGAUAUGCUUGUCUAGCAAUAGAAGCAACAAUUACAAAUAGAAAUACUUUGAAAUACUUUUUAUAUGAUAAUACCACUAAAAGAUGUUCCCCAAAGCCUGAUGCUUCUGAUUACAAUGCUUGUGAUUAAGCUUUAGGAAAUAGUAACUUAUGUUUAAGAUUUACUAGCAAUAUAUUGUGUAAAUGGAACUCACUAUUAUUGAAAUGUCAAGAAAUAACACUUGAUGAAUAUGAUGAAAUAUAUACUUGUUCUUAUAAUUAAAAUAAGAAGGCCUGUAUUGAAAAUCCAAAUACAGCUUGUCAAUUUUCAUAUAUUAAUGAUAAAUGUAUAAAUGCACCUACAGAAGUUGAUUGUGAUUAUUUUAAUGCUAAUGGUCCUGUUAGUAAAAAUGCUUGUAAAAGAAUCACAAAGGAUGGCUAAACAUGUGAAUAUGAUGAAGGUGCAACAGCAUGUAAAUAUAUAAAAGUAAUAAAUGAUGAUAAUCUCCCAAAUAGUUGUGAUGUUGGAGAAGGCAAUUCAAUAACAUGUUAUAGAAAUACAGGAGGAGAAUGUAGAUGGAAUCCUUUAACAUAUGAUUGCUAUGAAAAUCAAACAGAAAUAUCAUUAUUAGGAUGUGAUGAUUAUCUCAAUAAAAACUUAUGUUUAUAAGUUACAAAAGAACCUUGCAUUUGGGAUACUAAAAAAUAUAAAUGCUUAAAAUUAACAAUGACAGAUCAAUAAUUUGUUACUAAUGAUUUAUUAUAUAAUAGAUUAGCCUGCUAUUCAAUUACAGGAGGAGCUUUUUAUCAUCAUUCUAAUAAUUAAUGUGUAUCAUUGACUAGUAAGAAUAAUACUUGUCAAUAAUAUUAUAUGAAUGAAUAUGCUUGUCUAUUUCAUACUCAAUAACCAACAAAUCAAUAACCAUAAAACUAUCAAUGUUAUUUUGAUAAAAAUGAGUCACCUUUGAAUUAUAGAUGUAAACCAUUUACAAGUGAAUAAACUAAAUGUUCAACUGAUAUUGCAAUUAGUAUAGAAGUUUGUAUGUAAAUACCAAUUAGUUGUUAUUUUAAUAUAAAUACUUUAAAAUGUGUUAAUGUUGAAAUUCCUGAAACUCAAACAUGCACUAACUUGAAAUUUUAAUCAUUAAGUGGAUUAUACUAUAAUCGAAUAUCAUGUGCUUCAAUAAGUGAAUUUUUAGACUCUACUUAUGGAGUUAAACAUUGUUACCCACAUGUAGAUUAGUCAUAACAAUGCACUUUUGAGAAAUAUUGUUUUUGGGAAUAAUCAACUAAGACUUGUGAAAUUCAUACACCAACAGCAGGUCUUAUAUUUACGUAAAAUGCAUAAGCUUAUAAUUGUGGAGAUAAUGAUAACCCGAAAACUUGUUAUCGGGAUAUUUGUUAUGUCAAUAAUUUAAUCUCUAGUUUUUCAUCUUGUUCUAAUAUAUAUUCAAGAGCUCUUUGUUUAUAAAUGGUUACAGAACAAUGCUACUUUGAUAUUAAUUAAGGUGGAUGUCUUUCUUUGAGUGGUAACGCUCAUAAACUACCAGAUUGUACAUCAUUUGUUAAUAGUUGUAAUGUAAGUUAAACACCAGGAGUACUAUGUGAAAUAACAACAGCAGAUGCAGAUUAGCAACCUGGGAAAUAAUGUAAAUCUAUAGAGAGAUUAAUAAAAAAAUGCAUAAAUAAUGGUAGUGUCUAAUUAGGAUAAACAUGUGAUUAAUAUUCAAAUUAAAGUAGUCCAGUAGUUUGUGCAUCUGCUAGCGAUGCAUGUAGAUUAAGUAAUUAAUGUGUAUCAAAAGAACCUAUUUUAUCAUAGGGAGAAACUAAGUCAAGUAAAUGUGACAAAAGCAUGAGUAAAACAAUGUGCGAAGCUAUGGGAUGUUAUUAUACAAAAUUAAAUUAUUGUUAAUAAACAGAUUCAGUACCAUAAAUAACAAGCACUAAUAAAUAUUAUUUAUGUUAUGAAGUUAAUUAACUCAAAAUAACUAAUCGAGAUGUAAUAUGUAGUGGAGUUGAUCAAUCAUGUAUUUUUACAAGUAAAUGUGAAGAUGCAACUGGAUUUACUUGUUCUUAAUUAAUCAAUAAUAAAGUAAGUUAAAAAGCAUGUAUCAAUUGUUCUGAAUUAAAAGUUAAAUAUGAUCCAGAUACUUUUAGAUGUAUAGUGAUAACAAAUGAAACCUUUACAUCAUGUGAUCAAAAUCUUAAUAAAUAAACUUGUUUAAUAAAUACUCCUAAUCUUAAUUGUAAAUGGCAUUCAAAUUAAUGCACAUUAAUUACUAAUUUAGAAGUUGAAACUAGUACAGAUUGUACUAUCUAUAAUAAAUAUUCAUGUCCUAGUAUAACUAAAACUAAUUGUUAUGUAAAUGUUACUACUUAACUUUGUUCUCCUUUUAAUCCUAUCUUUGCUAAAUGUUCUGAUGUCAAAUAGCAAAGUUUAUGUAUCUAAUCUAAUUAUGAAAGAUGCAAAUGGACAGAUACAUCAUGUAAUAAAGUUGAUACAGAGACUACUUAUACAUGUGAGAUGGCUAAUCAAUAUGGUUGUUUAAAUAUGACAUCAAAAAAAUGUUGUUGGUCAAAUAACGCUUGUUAUUCAUUUGAAUAUGAUACAACAUAAGCUCAAUGCAAUAAUAUUGAACUAAUAUCUAAGGAUAGCGAUGGCAAAAUACAAAUACAAUUAAAAAAAAUGAAGUUAAUUAAAUUUAAUGAUCUCUCAUGUGCUAAUCUUCCCUUUGUUAAUAAAGCAUAUUUUAGAGAUGAAUAAUUUAGAUGCAGAGAAGUUGUUUCUGCAGAUUAAUUAACGUGUAAUUCACCAGGAGUUAAUGAACUUGCUUGUAUAAAUAAUACUUAAGGUAAAUGUAAGUAUGUCACUACAGAUACCUAAGGAUCUUGUGUUGAAUUACUAACUAAAGUUGAUGGAUGUUCAGACAAGUUAAAUGUAGAUGCAUGUCUUAAUUAAAAUGCUACAUGUAAAUUUGUUAAUAAAAAAUGUUAAAAUUAUGAUCUUUAAGGUUACACUAAUAUUCAACCAAAUGACAAAUUCCCUUAUUCAAUUAGUGUUUGCUCAUAUUUUGAUGAUACAUUUGAUGAUUCAACAGCUGAAAGUAUUGUUUAUAGUCCUGAAAAGAGAAGAUGUGUAAAAGCUACUUCUAGAGAACCUUUCAUUAAUAAUUGUGCAUAGAUUGGUAUUAAUAAAUAUGCAUGUUUAAAUAAAACUACUGUAUAGUGUCAAUAUGAUUCUGUUAAUAAGUAAUGUCUUUCAGUUACUAGAGAAAUACUCAAUAGUACUAAGAUUUGUGAUCCAACAUUUAGUUGGGCAGCUUGUAUUCAAAUUGCUGCUUAAUGUUAAUUCUACAAUAAUCAAUGUUAACCAAUUUCUGAUACCGUUUUGUGUUCUGAAUUAUAAAAUAACAAAAUAUACACUAAUGCUUCAGUUUGUCUUAAUAGAUAAUCUACUGAUACUGCUUGUAAAUAUAAUACAGAAACUAAAAUUUGCAAUGUUGUUGUUGAUGGCACAAAUGAAGUUUGUUCAUAACCUGGUUUAAAUAAAAAGGGUUGUAUUUUCAAUACUUUAGGAUCUAUGUGCAUUUUUUAAGAAACAUAUUGCACUGAUAAUUAUGAAAAUGUUAAGUGUACAGAUUUAAUUAAUAAAGACAAAUGCUUAUCAAUUAGAACAAAAGGAUAAUAUUGCAAAUUUGAUAUCAAUUUAGGUUGUAUAAACAUUCCAACACCAGAAACUACUUUAUCUGCAUGUGUGUAAAAUUUUGAAACAAAUCCUCUAUCAUGUUCAAUUGCCUCAGAUAAACCUUGCUUUUAUGAUAAUAAGUUGAAUAAAUGCAAGGAGUUUAUAUAUCCUAAAAAAAAUGAAGAUCUUAAUUUUUUUAAUUGGUCCAACAGAUUAUCAUUCAAUAAAAGAGCAUGUUUGAUGUAUGUAGAAGAUAAUAGAGCAGUUUACUGGAUGGAUGAAUGUUUAGAAAUACCAACUAGUGAAUUCACUACAUUGACAUGCGAUUAGUAAAUUAAUAAAUGGGGUUGUUUAGGAAUAACUAAUCCAAUUUCAAAUUGUUAUUAUUUCGAAUAAUAAUGUAAAGAUGCUAAUUUAUCAGAUUAUGUUGGAAAAGAUUGCAACACAAUUAUAGAUAUAAGUAAUGGACGUAUUUGUGAAGUUAAUAAUUUCAAUAAUAAAAAAUGCUAAUAUGAUGCUGCUGAUCAUUAGUGUAUUGAAGUUUUAGCUGCUAUAAAUGAUUGUGAAGGUAAAGGAUAUAAUUAACAUGCUUGUGCAUCCAAUUCGUCCUGUUAAUUUAAUAAGAAAUGCUAUGAAAAAUUAACCAAUGGAAUAUUAUUUUGUGCAGAUGCCUUACCUAAUCUUGAUAACUGUAAAGGUGUAUAAAGAGAAGGAUGUAAUCAAUCUUGCUAAGCAAUUUCAGAUUAUUCAUAAAUUAAUUGUUAAGAUGCUAUCAAUUUAUAUGGAUGUAAUAGAAUUGUUAAAUCUUAAUAAUUUUGUUAAUAUUCAAAUUAACUAUGUAAAUUAGUAAAUCCUUUUACAUUUUAAAGCUCAUCUUGUAUAGAUAUUAAAUAUAUUAAUAAUUCAAUAUUCUGUGAAUAACCUUAAGACAUAGGUUGUUAUUAUGAUUAAAAAUCUUAGUAAUGUAUGGUUACAACAAUUUAAAGUACAUUCGGUUGUGUUAGAGGAAUUAAUUAGAUAGCAUGUUUAUCUUCUACUAUACCUUCUUUGUAAUGCAAGUUUCUUGAUUAUUGCUAUGGUCCUAAUUCAGCAAUUCUUAAUUGUUAAAUUAAUAACUAGUCAGAUCCUAAUAUUUGUUGUUAAAAUGCAGGCACAAUAGAAUCUUGUUUAUUUUAGGAUAAAUUUUUAUGUUCUUGGAAUACAGAUACAAAGUUAUGCUCUCCUUAUGUGAUUGAAAACGAUGAAUGUGCAUAAAUAGAAAAUAAAUCAUAAUUAGUUUGUUUAUAAAAAACUAAUACAUUUUGUGUAUUUAACACUGAAUUAAAAAAAUGUUAAUAAAUUUAAGCAAUUUCAUGUAAUUAAGCUUAAUCUUAGGAAUAAUGUACAUCAAUUGAUAUUCUUCCUUGUAUAUGGGAUAAUUUAUUGAAAAUUUGCAAAUAUAAAAAGAAAGAAAAUCAGGAUGAAUGUUAAGAUAUAAAAUAAGGUUUUGGAAAUCGAUUAGCAUGUCUAGGAGUUGAGAGAAUUGGUUAAACAUGCUAAUUUAGAGAUGGUUCAUGUGAAACAUAUUUUGAAUCAAAAACUGAAGAUAAUUGUUUAAAUAAUAUAAAUUAAGUUGCAUGUACUUAGCAAUAAUCAAGUAAAUGUUAUUGGAAGUCUGAGACAAUACAAAUAAGAGAGAAUUCAUGGAGUGAAGAAACAAAUUUAAUAAUAGGGGCAUGUAAUUAAUUUACAGAUUUUAAUAAUUCAUCAUGUGAAGAAUAUUUAAGUUACUUAUCUUGUUUGUCUAUUUAAACAAUAGGAAAAUAAUGUAUUUGGUAAGAUAGUAAAUGUUAAGAAAUAAAAUUUAAUAAAUCAUCUAUAUUUUCACCUAAAGAUUUAAUAUUAGUGAAUAGUAAUGCUUGUGGCUUAAUUAAUAAUGGUGAUGUUGUAUAAUACAAUCCUAAAUCAUAUUCUUGUAAAAUAGUCACAAAUAUAGAAUCAAUUGCAUGUUAACCUCUAACAGAAGGUAUUAAUAAAUCGAGUUGUUUGAAAAUUAGAACAUAAUAUUGUUAAUGGGAUGAUGUGAGUAUGAGAUGUAUAUUCAAAAAGACUAGAUUACUUGUUGAAGAACAACUUUAAUAAAAUCGUCUACUGUAAUCUAUAUCUAGUUGUAAAAGAGAUGGAAUUGGUCCAAAAUUAUGUAAAUAAUUGAAUGUUGAAUUACCCUGUGGUUCAUUUGAUGAUGGAUGUGAUUAAAUUGAUAUAAAUACAGCAACUUGUGAAGAUCCAGGUCUAAAUAAAUAUGCCUGUUUAAAUUUAAAAACAGGACCUUGUGCUUGGGUAAAAGAUGAUGAUACUGAUUAUUAUCAUUGUGAAGAAUUCUAUCCAUAUUCUACUUGUGAGAACAUUGAAUAUAAUAUAAAUUCAUUAGUUUGUUCUUAUGUAGAGGAUGAUCCAUGUGUCUAUAAUAAAUAAAAAAAGAAUUGUGAAAUACCAUAAUUAGAUUAUGAUGUAUGUGAUAUUGAAGGUAUUAAUCCAAUUGCAUGUUCUGGCAUUAAAGGAUGUAUAUUUAAAGACUAAAAAUGUACAUUGUGGAAUCCUAAUUAUAAUCUCUUAUGUAAUCAAGCUGAAAAAGCAAAUGAAUAAGUUUGCUAAUUAGCAAUUGAUAGAUGCAAAUAUAGUAAUUUAACUUUUGGAUGUAUUUCAUCUACCAUAACUGAUAAUUGUUACACUAAUGGAUUAAGUGCUCUUGGAUGCAAUGUUCUUGAUGAAUGUUCAUGGGUUGAUAAUUCUUGUUAAUGUAUUGCUUAUUUAAAUAAAUUCCCAUAAUGUAAUUAAAUUACAGAAUAUACCAAAUGUACUAAUAUCAAUUAUUGUUAUUUUGAAGUAUCAUAAUCAAAAACCAAUAAAGAUAUUACCUAAUAUCUUAAAAAUACUAAUUAUGGAACUUGUCGAUUAAAGACUUGUGCAGAUAUUGAUGUUAAUAAAUGCAACUAGAACACUAUAGAUAAUACUAUAUGUUAUCUUAAUUCUAAAGGUAAAUGUUUAUCAGCUAAGAAAUGUGAAGAUAUAAUUGAUCAAUCCUUAAGUUGUUAAUAAUAUAAAAUCAACAAUCUUAGUUGUAGAAGUAAAUAGAAUAAUGGUUGCUAGACUUUAGAUUGUAGUUUAAUAAUAGAUCAAUCAGAAUGUGAAUAAUAUAGUAAUGAAUGUGUUUUUGCUGGUUAUUGUAGAAUAAGAUCAUGUGAAUAUAUGGGUAAAGCAUAAUGUUAGAUUAAUAAUUGUGAUUGGAAUCAAACUUCAGAAAGAUGCUAACAAUAAUUAGACUGUUCUUAAAUUACAAAUUCUGAAACUUGUAUUACUAAGAAAUAAAAAAAUGCUCAGUGUGCUUGGUUAAUAACAACAAAAGGGUAAUAAGAAUGUACAUCAACAGGUUGUCGUUAUUUAGGCAAAUCAUAAGGAGAUUGUAUGGGAACUCAUAUAGGAACUGAUGUUUGUGUAUAAAUGAUAGAUUUUUCAUGUGUUUCUUGUUAAGAAAUUACAGAUGCUUGCAUUUGUCUGAACCAAUCACAAUACUGUUCAUAUGAUAAAAUCACAUAGAAAUGUUCAUCAAAAAGUUGUUAACAUCACAAUUAGGCAGAUUGUCCAAUUACUCAUUGUAGAUUCAAUUCUAUAAAAAAUGUAUUUAUAAAUUUAAAUAUCCUAGAUUUGUUAACCUCUAUGUUAAUAUAAUUAUAACCAAGUAUAAUGCAAUUAAGCUGAUGAUUGUUUAUGGAAUAAUACAAAUUAAAUGUGUGUUGCUUACAUUAAACCAACUGUAAUCGAAUAAAUCAGUUUACCCUCUCCUGACAGCAGUAGAAUUUUAAGUAUUAUAAUAUUAAUACUCAAUAUGAUUUAUUGA
Molecule: messenger RNA, 10623 nt
Organism: Paramecium sonneborni
Lineage: Eukaryota; Ciliophora; Oligohymenophorea; Peniculida; Parameciidae
Source: the annotation of a GenBank genome assembly